CGCCCGCCCGGGUCCAGGACGCGGAGCCGACGCCGAGCCAUGGACGUGAGCCUCGCGCCGCUGCGCGCCUGGGACGACUUCUUCCCCGGCUCCGACCGCUUCGCGCGGCCCGACUUCGCGGACGUCUCCAAAUGGAACAACCGCGUGGUGAAAAACCUGCUCUACUACCAGACCAACUACCUGGUGGUGGCUGCCAUGAUGGUCUCCGUGGUGGGGUUCCUGAGUCCCUUCAAUAUGAUCCUUGGAGGAAUUGUGGUGGUGUUGGUGUUCACAGGGUUUGUGUGGGCAUCCCAUAAUAAGGAUAUUCUCCGUCGGAUGAAGAAGCAGUAUCCCACGGCGUUUGUCAUGGUGGUCAUGCUGGCUAGCUAUUUCCUCAUAUCCAUGUUUGGAGGAGUCAUGGUCUUUGUGUUUGGUAUCACUUUUCCUUUGUUGUUGAUGUUCAUCCACGCGUCACUGAGACUUCGGAACCUCAAGAACAAAGUGGAGAAUAAAAUGGAGGAAAUUGGUUUGAAGAGAACACCAAUGGGAAUUAUCCUUGAUGCCCUAGAACAGCAGGAAGACACCGUUAACAAAAUCACUGACUAUAUCAGUAAAGUGAAGGAAUAAAUACAACUGGCCUGGCAGUAGGAUGGCAGCAGAAAUCAAGUUGCAGUUAACCCUUGUCCAGGCAUACUUUCUAUUUGUGUUUUUGAAAUAGGAGGUGCACGUCCUAGCUAACUACCUACAACGGCAUGCAUGUACAGGUUAAACUCUUAACAUCUCGGAUGUUGUAGAGGGAAAGCCUCCGAUUUGAAACCCCUGUCUAUUGUGUCUGAAAUUUUAAGUGUACUAAUGAAAAUGGAUAGAAAAGAGAUCAGAUGUUUCUCUGGGGGCGGGGAAGAGAAUGAAAUAAUUAUGGAAUGUACAGCAGCAAAAUUGUUAUCUUGAAGGAAAAAAAUAAUCGUAAAUGGUCAAGGCAAUAUGGGUGAACAACAACAAAAAAUCCAACUUAAAGUAGAUAAAGCCAUGCAGUAGCCUGUUGUAAUCCCUCCAGCAUCCUCCUGAAAAAUAAAAUAGGAUAUGAUAUAUUGGGUGUAAAUUAGCUUAGAUUAUAUUGUUUUUCUUUUAAAAUCAGAUUAUCUUUCUCACUCUGCCCACCUGUUUGAUAUGCAGUGGAAACUGGAUAAACUAGUUGUUUAUAUUUUGUUUACGAAAAUAAAGAUAGUUGCUUAGGAGAAUAUUUUGUCAAAUUUUUGUAAAUUUUUGAAAUGCUAGGAAUGUGUUUUCACUAGUAGAUAUUUGUUGCAAACUAAAUGUUAUCUUCUUGAAGGAGGCUCCAACUACGGAACCUGUAUUACUCUUGAGAGUCUUGUUAAAAAAGCAAAUAAAAUGAAACAAGUUCUGCUUAAAUUGCACAUUUUUUGUUGUUAUUAUGACAAAAGGUGUCUAAAAGAAUGUUUUCUAUAUUUUUUCAUUGUUUAGUGUUUAACUGGAACAUUUAGAAAUAAGGGGAUGAAUGAACAUUUUAUUAGGUGCUCAGAUGCAUAUAAAGGACAAGUAUUGCUGAUCUCUUAAAGUCCAGAAAGCAUCUUUAGAUAACAAAGAAAAAAAAGCACAACCUUUUAAAAUGUGAAUGAAAUGGGAAUGAUGCCCAGCUUUUGCAGCUCAUAAAAAUUUUAUGAUGACCAUAAACAUUGUAGAUAGCAAUUGCUACAACCAUGUUUCUGCAAAUAGACACUAGAAUUAAGAUAGCAUGAGUUUGUAUAUUCUGUUGCUGUCUUCCUUUUAUUUCCCACAUAUUUAGAAAUAGAUCUUUCGCUUGCCUGUUGAGUGAUUUCAUAAAUGAAUAGAAAACAAUUAGGUUUGCUUCACAUUUCAGUCAUGAAGACCACUGGAGCAGUAUUUACUUACGACUCCCUUGUAUGUGUUAGAGUAAGAAGCAACGGUAUGUUCACUGCUCCUGACUUUUUCUGCGUUUUAUGUUCUUGACCAGUCUGCACAGAUUUCAUUUAUAGCACAAUGGUGUCACUAUGCUUUCAAAGACAUAGGUCUAGAAUUUGUACCCUUGCCCAAUCGUAAAAAAUAAAAUUAUCAAUGAUG
Molecule: messenger RNA, 2079 nt
Organism: Sorex fumeus (smoky shrew)
Lineage: Eukaryota; Metazoa; Chordata; Mammalia; Eulipotyphla; Soricidae
Gene: ARL6IP5
Product: ADP ribosylation factor like GTPase 6 interacting protein 5
Exons: 3
Coding region: 40-606 (188 amino acids)
Biological process (GO): negative regulation of transport
Cellular component (GO): membrane
Source: RefSeq, a predicted model, not a curated record